Esox lucius (northern pike) is the source of this 1361-nucleotide messenger RNA. RefSeq names its product CD79a molecule, immunoglobulin-associated alpha (gene cd79a). Lineage: Eukaryota; Metazoa; Chordata; Actinopteri; Esociformes; Esocidae. Bases 141 to 827 code for a protein of 228 amino acids. The transcript is spliced from 5 exons. Gene Ontology annotation, cellular component: external side of plasma membrane; B cell receptor complex. Gene Ontology annotation, biological process: B cell receptor signaling pathway; B cell differentiation. The record is from RefSeq and is a predicted model, not a curated record.
AUUCAGGGAGACAAACAGAAAAGAGGAAGUACAAUUGUUCACAAGACAACUGGGUAGAAGUUAAAGCUGUGACAAAAGACAACUCUCAAAACAUCAGCGCAUUUUCUGCUAUUGGUGAAAAAUAUAUUCUGUCAGUAAAGAUGGAGGCAUUAACAAUCUUGUUUCUAUGUUUCUGUGCUGGUGCCACCAAUGGGUCCAGCAAAAUCAAAGUGGAACUGGAGGGAGACAGGCCGUUUCUGAGGGUGGCACUCUCUCUUGAUGCCUACCUCAAAUGCUGCUACAAAGCAACAGAUGUUUCCUUGGAUGUCAGCUGGGUUGUCACACCCCCAAAUAAAAACCGCAAGGACAGCAAAACAAUGAAUGUGACUGUGAAUAAUAGCACCGCCAAUGGGGUCAUGUGUCACUCAUUAAUUUUGCAGAAUGUCAAUAUGAUUGACACUGGGUUCUACCAGUGUGUCCUCAAUGGCAGCUACCUGAAGGAAGCUGUGUGGACCCACGGCACCUACCUGCAAGUCUACAGGAAGGUGGCAAAAACUCUGGACAUCAGCGAGGGUGCCAAGAACAGCAUCCUCACCGCUGAGGGUGUGUUCCUGAUGUUGGGGGUGAUUUUUCCUGGUUGCAUGAUGCUCUGUAAGUCAAAUAAAUCCAUUGAACAGAAGAACAGAAAGCUCAAAGAGGAAAAUAUCUAUGAGGGUCUAAAUCUGGAGGAAUGCUGCUCUGCAUAUGAUCAGGUCCAGCGUUCUCUGGUGCAUGAGCCCUAUCAAGAUGUGGGAAACAUGAUACCGGAGGAGGAGGAGGAGGAGGAAAUCCAACUGGAGAAUCCUUAAAUGAGAAGGGAGGGAAGGAGAGUUAUUUGAAAGAUAAGAAUUGUGCACAUUGGAAUUCAUAGAGGUGACCUGCAUAUUCCUUGCAAAUAUUGCCUGUAUUAGAUAUAUUACAUAAAUAAUCUAAUUUCUGGACAAAAAUGGAAGUUACUUUCAAUAUUAGAGGGCCUUUUGCUUUCAACUUCACCUUUCAUUACCUAUGGCAAUACCUGAACAAUUUAUAUUCAUACGUUUAUUUCAGCAAUAAUGCAUUAUCUAUGCUUUUAUGUUUAUAGAGGUUUUUUUUGUCUCCAAUCUCCAUCAAUCAGUAAAUCAUACUUGCAAAACAAAUUGCAAAAAUAAUUGCCUAAUGAAGCAAAAAAAAAAUGUGCCUAAUGAUCGCUUAACUGCAAUUCCGCUUGCAGAUUUGUUGUGAAUCCUUUACAUCAUGUUCCUUUACUCUGCAUGAGUGAGACACUUUUGAUGGCCUUGUAAGUUGCUUUACCAUUUCUGAAAAUGUAUUAAAUGUGUGGUGCCAGUUCUGCUCCACUCUUCACC